GCCGCCUACGGCCUCCGACCCCCUUCGCCAUCCCCCUCCUCGCGCCGCCGUCGCCGAUCUCCCCGGGGACGCGCUGAUCCUUUUGCCCCUCAACUGUGCUGUGCAGGAAUCUGCCGGGAAGGCGGUCGCUUGCUUUCUCGCUCGACGCGACGUCGGAGGAUGCCUCUGGGGCUGACGCUGGGCUCGCUGGGGCGGGCGAUGCGGCGGAAGCGGCUGUCCUCGCUCGACAUCCUCUCUUCCAAGCGGGCGCCGCGGGAUUACUACAAGGGCAAGAACUGCAAGCCCACCGGGUUCCACACCCGCAAAGGUGGAUAUGUGAUUGUUGAUGAAAAGUUGCCAAGAUUUGUUGUCCCUGACUUGACUGAUUUCAAGCUCAAUCCAUACGUGUCACAAUGCGCCAGGGACCUCACAGCGUCGACAACAUCCUCUACUUCAGCAGAAAGUACUGAAAGCAAGAGCUGAUCAUUAUGCGAUUGCUCUAGUCAUUGCCUACGUUUUGCAGGAAGGCAUCCCAACUUUGCAGUAAUGUUUUCCUGGAGCGCCCAUGUUCCGAGGAUUAACAUCAGCAUCCUAGCUACACAUGCACAUUUCAGAUAUCUUUCUUGUAAGGGCAAACAUUAUAUAUGGCGUACCAUAAAUCACCUCUGAAGUUUCUGGUCCUAGAUGAGUAGAUGUACUGCAUACAUAAUUUCAUUGUUCCUGCUUGUAACAAAUAUUUGAGUAGCUAAAAAUUCCUCUUGUGAGCUCCGGUGUGUUUGGCUUCGUUUUAAGUUGGAUCUCGUCCAAUUGGACUUCCUCAAA
Sorghum bicolor (sorghum) is the source of this 801-nucleotide messenger RNA. RefSeq names its product 39S ribosomal protein L41-A, mitochondrial. The record is from RefSeq and is a predicted model, not a curated record. Lineage: Eukaryota; Viridiplantae; Streptophyta; Magnoliopsida; Poales; Poaceae. The coding region runs from base 160 to 462 and encodes 100 amino acids. Gene Ontology annotation, biological process: translation. The transcript is spliced from 3 exons. Gene Ontology annotation, molecular function: structural constituent of ribosome. Gene Ontology annotation, cellular component: mitochondrial large ribosomal subunit.